Messenger RNA from Drosophila miranda, 634 nucleotides. RefSeq lists its product as uncharacterized. The transcript has a single exon. Lineage: Eukaryota; Metazoa; Arthropoda; Insecta; Diptera; Drosophilidae. The record is from RefSeq and is a predicted model, not a curated record. Bases 305 to 634 code for a protein of 109 amino acids.
GCUAAUUGAGCUCUCGAGUUACUUUCACUGAAGCGCCUGCCUUCGGGUUGCGUCAAUAAAUUCGCCAACGGAGAAGCUCUACCUGGAGACGUGCGUGGAUCAAUCUGCUACCUGCCACCGUGCCUUGCGCCUUGUGCCUUAAAAGUCCCCUGCACACGCACUGAUUGCAUCAUUUGGCCUCUGACAAGAGACGGAAGACGAGAGAGCAUUAGAACAGCGUUUCGAUUUGAAUAGCAACGAGCAGAGCAACGAGCAGAGCAACCCAGCAUCUCAGCAUCCAAUCCAAUCGCACGGCCAGGAGACAAUGUCAGAAAAUACGAGAAACAACCCAACCCGAAAAGGGGAGGAGACCGUGAGCUAUGCCCUGUACUUGCACCGCCAGGAACUGGGGCGCCCCAAGCGGCGUCUGAUGCGCAUUGCCGGCACCAAGCUGCAUCUGACAAACGAGCUCAUCCUCCUGCAGCAGCGGCGUCAGUGGGCGGCCGAUAGUCCCGCGGAGCUCGUCUACCAGCAGAGGAGUGCCCUCAAUCGGGAGAGCAUGUACCGCGACCGGCUCUGGCGCAACAUGCAGCGGCAGCUCGAGAAGCAGCAGCACCGCCAGCGGGUGAAUCUCCAGCAAAUGGGAAAGCUAUAG